AAAUCGCCAAUGUAGACCUUCAUAUUUCCGAGGCUAUGUCCAUUGGCGUAUCUUUAAGAUUUGUGCUCUAUCCAUGUUGGCAAGAUAGAUAUAAGAUCGGCCCAGAGGAAAUCCAACGGUUUAUUAACCACAUGUCAAGUCAAGCUAAUGUAAUCGGUCUAUUCGUUAUAAACAUUGGAUUUAAGAGUGAAGCUUUAAACCAAGCAACGGAUUCAAAAAUAUUUUUAUGCACCAACGAUAAUCUUAUAGAAAUUGUUGAAAGAUGUUAUGAAGACACAAAGAAAGAAAGUUUUUUAAACUUUGGUCAUGUUAUAAUCAAAGAUCUCGAAUUUAAUGAUGGACCAGCCGAUUUAGUCCAUAUUAAUGAAAGAUAG
Molecule: messenger RNA, 374 nt
Organism: Dentiscutata erythropus
Lineage: Eukaryota; Fungi; Glomeromycota; Glomeromycetes; Diversisporales; Gigasporaceae
Source: the annotation of a GenBank genome assembly